Plasmodium adleri (nom. inval.) is the source of this 1194-nucleotide messenger RNA. Its product is annotated as rifin PIR protein, putative. Lineage: Eukaryota; Apicomplexa; Aconoidasida; Haemosporida; Plasmodiidae. The transcript is spliced from 3 exons. The record is from RefSeq and is a predicted model, not a curated record. The coding region runs from base 1 to 1194 and encodes 397 amino acids.
AUGAGAUGGCGAAAAAUAAAAUAUCAUAUAAUAAUUUUAUUUUCUUAUAAUUAUUUGACUGCUGAAGUAUUACAUAUAAAUGAAAAUGAAGCUCAAAACUUUAAAAUGUUAUUAUGUUUAUUUUUAUUGAAUAAAUUAUUGUUAUUAUUGUUAUUGUUACCAUUAUUAUUAUUAUUAUUAUCAUGCAGGCAAUUUCAAAGAAACGGUUACAUGUCACCCCAUAUAAUAAUCAUUGAAAAAAUAUCUAGAGCAUUAUGCGAAUAUGACAUAUAUACACCUAAUUAUGAUAAUGAUCCUGAGAUGAAAGAAGUAAUAGAAAAAUAUAAUGAACGAUUAGAAAUACGAUGGAAAAAAUAUUAUGAAUUAAAGAAAGAAAGAGAAAGAAAAUAUAAAGAAAAAUACGAUAAAGAUAUAAAAGAAAUCAUAUUAAAAGACAAAAUACAAAAACAACUAACAAAACAAUUAUCAGCAUUAGAAAAAUUUACUGAUAUGGACGAUUUAGAUAAAGGUAUAAAUGAAAAAGAGGUAGCAUCUAAAGUAAAAAAAGGUAAAAAAUCCAAGAAAACAUUAGGUCAUAACUUAUCCGAAUGGAACAUUUUACCUAAUAUUGAUAUGCAUGAAUGGAUACGUUUUUCAUCUAAGGAAGCAAAAAGUGAUUGUAAUAUAAAAAAUAUGAAACAUGCUCUUACUAAAGUUGGUUAUGUAGGUACUAAUAAAUUUACGUCUAUUGUUAAUAGGAAUGGGAAAGUUUCCGUUGAUAUGGCUCAAUUAUUUAGUUCUAUUACGAGUUCUUCUAAUGCGUUCAUUCAAAGAUAUAUGGGGGAUGAUUUUACAUCCAAUGGUAAUAAAUUUAAAAGUAGUAGUGUUUCAUCAAUUUUUAUUUACGCUUUAUGGGAAUUUUUUGAGCAUAUCGUAGCCCCUGUCUCCGCUGCUCUUUUUUUCAAAAGUGGUGAUACUGAAGGAGGAAAUUCACAAGUGACUCAAUGUUCAGGUGGAUCUUCACAUACAGCUCACGGUCAAAGAGCUCAUGUACAUGGAGCUGAUGGUCCAUAUUAUAUGACAGUCCUUUAUGAUUCCUUCGUUACUAUAUAUACUAUAGCAUCUAUUUUAUUAAUAAUUUAUUACAUUUUAAAAUAUUAUAGAAAUUUAAAGGUGGAGAAAAGAAUGAAAUAUAUAAAACUAUUAAAGGAAUAA